Messenger RNA from Oxyura jamaicensis (ruddy duck), 2215 nucleotides. RefSeq names its product keratin, type II cytoskeletal cochleal-like. The transcript is spliced from 9 exons. The record is from RefSeq and is a predicted model, not a curated record. Gene Ontology annotation, biological process: intermediate filament organization; keratinization. Gene Ontology annotation, molecular function: structural constituent of skin epidermis. NCBI's taxonomy places the organism in Eukaryota, Metazoa, Chordata, Aves, Anseriformes, Anatidae. Gene Ontology annotation, cellular component: keratin filament. Bases 130 to 1725 code for a protein of 531 amino acids.
UUCAUGUAGCCUCGCCCCAUUUUCCGUGCAAAUAAAAGGAAGAAGGUGCUCCGCUGCGGUCAGAGGGAAUUGCACGCGGGAAUCUGCUGCCAGCACAUCGCCUGCACCCAUCCUCUCCCACCAGUGACCAUGUCCUGCCGCUCCUACGGCAUCAGCUCCGGCCGCGCCGCUCGGAAUUUCAGCUCAUCCUCCGCCGCUCUGCCCCGGCACCGACGCGGCUUCAGCAGUGCCUCGUGGCACUGGGGCAGCGGCACGGGCCCCCGUGGGCUGGGGGCGUUCAGCACCAGGAGUCUCAAUGGCGCGGCAUCCUCCAAGCCCAGGAUAGCUGUUGGAAGAUGUCCUCCUCCAAGAUGUGGAUAUGGCUCUGGUGCAGCCAGCGUGGGAUUUGGCUACCGAGGGGCUGCCUUUGGCUACAGGGUCAGUGGAGGCUCCAGGCCGCACUCCAUCACACCCAUCACCAUUAACGAGCAACUGCUGCAGCCACUCAAACUGGAAUUUGAUCCCAACAUGCAAACAGUGAAAUAUCAAGAGAAGGAGCAGAUCAAGACCCUCAACAACAAAUUUGCUUCUUUCAUUGACAAGGUUCGAUUACUGGAGCAACAGAAUGAGGUGCUGGAGACCAAGUGGAGCUUUCUGCAGGGUCAAAAACAGUGCAGGAAUAUCAUCAUGCCCAUGCUAGAGGCUUACAUCGGUAACUCAAGGAAGCAGUUGGAAGCACUGGGGUGCAACAGAGCCCUGUUAGAAACAGACCUGAAAGCAGCACAAGAGGCUUUGGAAACCAACAAGAAAAUGUAUGAAGAUGAAUGCAGCCAGCGGAUCUGUGCUGAGAAGGAGUUUAUUGCCCUGAAGAAGGAUGCAGACUGUUUUUUCUUAAACAAAGCAGAGCUGGAGGCCAAGGUGGAAAGCCUGAAAGAAGAGGUUGACUUUCUGAGAAUGCUCUACGAAGAGGAAACCCACCAGCUGCAGACUCAGAUCUCAGAUACUCAGGUGAUUGUACAGAUGGACAACAGCCGAGAUCUCAACGUGGACAGCAUCAUUGCUGAUGUCAAGGCUCAGUACGAGGACACUGCCUGCAGGAGCCGGGCAGAAGCAGAAGCCUGGUACAAAAGCAAGUUUGAGGAGCUGCGAGUCACUGCAGGCAGAAACGCUGAUAGCCUGCGAGAGACGAAAAAAGAAAUAACUGACCUGACACGGAUCAUCCAGAAACUGAACGGAGACGUCAGGAGCGCCAAGGACCAGCGCUGCAAACUGGAAACCGCUGUGGCCAAUGCUGAGCAGUGUGGGGAAACAUCCAUCAAGGACGCAAAGUGCAAACUCUCUGAGCUGGAAAUAGCUCUGCAGCAAACCAAGGCAGACCUGGCCCGGCAGCUCUGCGAGUACCAGGAGCUGAUGAACGUCAAGCUGGCCCUGGACAUCGAGAUCACGACCUACAGAAAGCUGCUGGAGGGCGAGGAGAGCAGGCUUCGUGCAGAAGAAGGCCUCCCCGUCAACAUCUGUAAUUUUGCUUUGCCUUUUGCAGCUGUCCGCCAUUCCCAGGGAGGUCUCGCCUACAGCCCAGACCCCAGUUUUGCCAGCACCCAAGUGUCUGCCAAGAGAAGCUCGUGCAGGAACAGCAGCGUGAGCCGCAGCGCCGGGGGCUGCGGUGAAGCUGUUCGGAGUGGGAGCACAAGGAGCUCCCACGUGAAGCUCGUGUCCAUGACCAAGGCGGCCAGGAGCAACAUGUAAAGAGCUGCAGAUGAAUGGCAGGGCUGGAAACGAAGCGACACGCACGGCAACAGCUGGCCAGCGCCGGAGCACGUGCACCCAGCUCCCCCACUCCGCACACCCAUUUUCUAUGCACGGGGAUACAAAAGGCAAAGAGGGCUUUUCUGUGCUCAUAAUCAUUCCCAUUACGCAGUUCAAACACGAUGCCUUCGGUGUCGUUCCCUGGUCUUUCCACAGGUUCCAGGAUCAAAAUGAAGUGUGAGGCAGUACAGCUUCUACCUAUGAGCAUUUUCAUUAGGGCUUUACUCAGCUUUAUUCACUUGUUUUAGCAGCUCCCACCCUAGAUCAGCCUAGUUCUAUCAGCUGGCCUUUUAGCUUACAGAUACCCCCCUGGCAUCAGCAGAACUCACCCAAAAUUGCCUGGCUUGCAUGUUUCCUACACAUUGUACCAAUCCCAGUGUUUGCCCCAGAGGAUAGAUUUCAGUGGCUGCUGCUGUUUGGAGGCUGUUUG